Syngnathus typhle (broad-nosed pipefish) is the source of this 1906-nucleotide messenger RNA. It is a transcript of the gene zdhhc12b, whose product is annotated as zinc finger DHHC-type palmitoyltransferase 12b. Gene Ontology annotation, cellular component: Golgi apparatus; endoplasmic reticulum. Lineage: Eukaryota; Metazoa; Chordata; Actinopteri; Syngnathiformes; Syngnathidae. The record is from RefSeq and is a predicted model, not a curated record. Gene Ontology annotation, molecular function: protein-cysteine S-palmitoyltransferase activity. The transcript has 5 exons. The coding region runs from base 298 to 1092 and encodes 264 amino acids. Gene Ontology annotation, biological process: peptidyl-L-cysteine S-palmitoylation; protein targeting to membrane.
AUUUGUCCUGCGCGACUAUCCGUACUAGAACACGGAAGCUGAAGCUUGUAGAUGCUUCAACAUAACGUUCACCUAAAUUAUGUCGCGUUUAACGUGUGCUAACGCUUUUACUCAUUCCACGUAGCUUCUAUAUAACGAACCAGCUAAAAAUGAAGGUUUCUAACAAGCUACCGUAAGGUUAGCAGUUGUAUUUAUGGUGUUUUAAGCGAGGGUUGUCGUUAGCUAACUGGCUUGCUAGCUAAGUGGCUAACGAAUGAGAACCCAUACAAAUUUAAUUGAUUACCUUUAGCUUGUAACAUGGUUCAAAACAUGUUCCGGACCGGUUUCCUGGUUCGGGCAACACACACCGUGUUGACCUGGCUCAUAACGCUGAUUCUGUUUGUGCACAACACCGAUUUGCGCCAAUGUGAGGAGCGCGGCGAGCUGACGGUUCCUGUGCUGUUCUUCCUGCUGGUGGUGUUGUCGGUGCUGUUGUACUUUGUCGUGUCGCUCAUGGACCCUGGCUUUGUCCUCACCGACAUUGUCAAGCCUGCAGAUCUGGAAACCGAGUCCAUGAUGCCUCAGUCUUCCACUUGCCGUCUGCGGCGUUGUGGCUUUUGCAUGCUUCAGCAGCCAAUGAGAGCCAAGCACUGUCCAACGUGCUCUCGCUGCGUACGUCGCUUCGACCACCACUGCCCGUGGAUCGAGAAUUGCGUGGGUGAGCGCAAUCACCGCUGGUUCGUGCUCUACCUGAUGGUGCAGUUGCUGACUCUGCUCUGGGCGCUACGGGUCGCUAUCUCGGGGAUUUCUCCCAGUCCCACUUGGGAGUCGUGGUUCCGCACCAACGGCUUUCUAUUGGCAGCGCUGUGCGUAGUGGGCGUGUUCUCGGCGGUGGUGUCGGUGCUGCUGGGCUGCCACAUCUACCUGGUGGCCAUCAACUGCACCACUUGGGAGUUUAUGUCCCGCCACCGCAUCGCAUACCUGAGGGAGUGCGGCGAUGACGACAGCCCCUUCGACCGCGGCGUCCUCUGCAACUUGUGGGACUUCUUCUGCGUGUGCGGAGCCGUGACCUGGGAGCAGGUGUACCACAGGAAACCCCAGAAUCCCGUUUGAGCGCCCUCAAGUCCAGAGCCGGGACUCAAGACUUUAACGACUCGAGAUUCUCACACUAAGGGUUCCCCUGUUACUUUUAUUUGAAAGCACAGUGCAGGUUCUGGCCUACCUGAAUCGCCCAGCUCAAUCAGACAGGAAGUAGUAGUUCAGGCCAGCUGGAUGAAGUCACAGUUGGUUCCUCUUGUUAGGUGAACCUUAUUUUCAAACCCAACACACAUUCUGAUAAAACUGAAGUCAGCAGUUCAAUUCGACAGGAACCGUAUCGAGCAAACAGGAAUUAGCGGAACCCAGGAGGAAGUAGAUGAACCAAACAGGAAGCACACAGGAGCAGCAGGAUUGAUCACUUGUGGAUCGCUUUUCUACCUUUGGUACUCAAAGGUGCUUCACACUGCUUCCUUGUAAACCUACUGAUGAUAUGCCAUCGGGAGCAACCGGGGGUUCAGUGACUCACUCAAAGACACUUUGGCAUGGUCGCAAUGGCCGCGGUUGGGAGGCGACGGCUCUACGGCUGAGCCAUGCUGCCCCAGAAGUAGAUGAACAAGACACGCCAGUCAGAGACCAAGCAGUAAGUGUGUGUAUGAAUUGAUUGAGGACAAGACAGGCAAAAAACAAUGAGGUCGUGUUGUCGUUUACAGUCAUUUGUUUAUUCACACAUGUAGCAUUAAUAGCAGUUUAUAACAGUCAGCUAGGUUCCUUCCCGUGUUACUGAGACCAUCACGAGGAAUGUCGACAUUUGACAUAUUUGAAAUUUGAGCGUGUCAGCUGUUUACUCUGAUGAUUAAAUGACUUUCUAGUUUGCAGCCUUGAACUACAA